AUGGCGAACAUGUUUCAAAGACUAUUCAAAGAGCCACUACCUCCGCCAACUCACAUCAAUGUCACUGUUACGGCUUCGUCAAAAACACUUCACAAACACGGGUCUGCCACUCCGUUCACCCUCACUUUCGAGGCGACUCUGGAAGAGUCGCCUGAUGGACCCAACGAGCCCCUCACUGUCCUCGCUUUUGACACACUCCUGGAUCCGAGCGGUAUUGCGCUUUAUGAGGACGGGCUUCAGUUCAUAGAUAGCAAUACGGGCGCGCAGGCGAAGCGUCCGGCCAUGAACAGGCAAUACGACUUUGGCGACAAGUCAAACAUCCUCGUCAAUCCCCAAUUUGAGCGAUAUUUUGUCACCCUCAAACCCGGCGUGCCGAUUCGGGUGACGCAUACGAUGAGGCCAUGUCCCAGAUUGCCAUCGCAGAAUGAGUACACUCCGGAGGAACAGUCAACGUCCAACAGGGAAGGCGAAGCAACUGGUGAAGAUGAAGCCAUAGUUGCUGCGGCCUUUUCACACGUGACGUACCUCGAAGUAGGGUCGACGUAUCACGUCCAGCUUGGUGAAAAACUGAGCCGUAUUGACUGGUAUCGAUAUGGAUCCAAGGAUCAAGUCCUGAAAGAACAAAUUACUGGAGACGGUCUUGUGAAUAGCUUGGUAGGCUCGAAAGGACGUUCCGAGCGGGUUGGGGACAGUGAAGUACAGGCGGUCCCUCUUGUGAUGCAGGGUUCUGCUAGCUUCAGGGUCGAGGAAUAA
Molecule: messenger RNA, 753 nt
Organism: Penicillium subrubescens
Lineage: Eukaryota; Fungi; Ascomycota; Eurotiomycetes; Eurotiales; Aspergillaceae
Exons: 1
Coding region: 1-753 (250 amino acids)
Source: RefSeq, a predicted model, not a curated record